GCAAGGUAUUACUGCUCCACCACAGUGCCGCCUAUACCUCCGUUUAAUUGGCGGGAAACCCCAUUUCUCUCGGCACUCUAAUAAUCUCCGUCGGUCACUAGCUUUGUUAGAGCAGAAAGGCCCUUCGAUCCUAUCCUCUUCCAAAUUUCGUCUGAACCCUAGUUCUCCGCCUCUACUGCACUCAGUUUCCUCAAUGGCUCCGCAUACGAAAAUCCUGGCAGCGUAUGCUAAGUCCGGGAGGGCGUCCUGCAAGAAAUGCUCGAAUGCGAUCGAAGCGAGCUCUCUCCGCCUGGCACUUGUAACUAAAGACCCGCGAGGGUACGACAUAACCAAGUGGCAUCAUUUCGAAUGCUUUACAGUGAGCCCCGACCUUCUUCCCUCAGCGGAACUCAUCUCUGGAUUCUCAUCUCUUAAGGACAGUGAUAAAGAGAGGUUAAAGAAAUUGAUCAGUGAAGCAUUGGAGGAUAAAGAGGAGGUUUCUGACAAAGAUGAGAGUGAAAAGAAUAAGAAGGAAAAGAGAAAGAUUGCAGAUAUUCAGGAAACUGAUGUAGAGGAAAACACUGAGCCAGAAGAAGACAAGAUAAAAAAGGCAAAGGUUUCUGACAAUGAAGAAAGUGCAAAGAAUCAGAGGGGAAAGAGAAAGCUUGCUGAUGUUCAGGAAACUGAUGGAAAAGAGGACACUGACGCUGAAGAAGAUAGGAUAAAAAGGAAAAAGUCAUCUGUCUCUGUCAAAGAACUAGAGCUGGAGAUGGCGUUCUCUAUUACUGAUGUGAAGAGUCAUUAUAAGGGUGCCAAACUAUUACCUAAGUGGAAGGCAUUUCAGACAGCAAUAUAUCUUGAACGGGAUGAGGGAACUAUUGACUCAGAAAAGAUUGCUGCAUUUGAUUUUGAUGGUUGUCUUGCCAAGACAUUCGUAAAAAGAAUUGGUGCAGAGGCUUGGUCUCUUAUGUAUCCUUCAAUACCAGAGAAACUUCAGAGCUUGUACAAUGAUGGCUAUAAGCUGGUAAUCUUUACGAAUGAAUCCAAUAUAGACCGCUGGAAGAAUAAGAGGCAGACAGCUGUGGACUCUAAAAUUGGUCGACUUGAAGGCUUUAUUAAACUCGUGAAGGUCCCCAUUCAGGUCUUUAUUGCUUGUGGCUCAAGUGCUAACACAGCGGAUCCCUUUCGCAAACCAAAGAUUGGGAUGUGGAGUCUUCUUAAGCAGCAUUUUAAUUCUGGACUUCCAAUUGACAUGGAUAAAUCUUUUUAUGUUGGCGAUGCUGCUGGUAGAAAGAAUGAUCAUAGUAGUGCAGACAUUGAAUUUGCCAAGGCCAUUGGACUGAAGUUUUAUGUUCCUGAGGAAUUUUUUCCUGUCUAGAAAUGUCUGAAAAAGUUGCUUUUAUUUAACACGCUGAGAGCUGCUUUUAUGGCAACCAGCAACUGUGAUUUUCUCAUUAGCAUCGCAUGGCACCAUCCGUUGUGUCAUAAUCUAUUGAUCUUGUUUUGACAAUGAGCUAAUGAAGAGCUUUUUAU
Molecule: messenger RNA, 1512 nt
Organism: Cuscuta epithymum
Lineage: Eukaryota; Viridiplantae; Streptophyta; Magnoliopsida; Solanales; Convolvulaceae
Source: the annotation of a GenBank genome assembly